UAUAAUUAUGUUUUAAAAUACUUCUAUAGAAACGUAGGUUGUAUAUCUUAGUUUUUUGCGCAAACCUUUUUUUUCAUAUGAGAAUACUUUCCACGUGCCGAAAAAAUAAUUAAAACUUCGUGCCACAACCUCGCAUUCCGCCCCGCACAAAUUAACGUCAAAGCGAUCCUCCACACUCAUCGAGAACCCACCCUUAACAUCUCUCACAAAAUAUGCAUAAUACCCACUUAAACCCUCUAUCCGCUUUGAUAUAAAGAACGUAAUGAGUUGCCAAAGCAUUGUUCAAUCAAACACGACACAGACUACUCCUGUAAAAUGGAAUCUUUGUGGCAGAAUUUUAGGUCUAUCUUGCGUAGAUUUCUCCCGUACGGAGUGUUAGAUUCGUGGGAUGAUUUGAAUCCUCGUCUCUACCUGGCUGUGCAUAUCUAUUGGCUGAAGUUCUUCGGCAUGUGGUACAACAAGCACUCCCCGCGAAGCCCCCUGUACUGGCUGCAGCUGCUGUAUGGGGCCGUCGUGUUGUUCCUCACCUGUAUCCUGCCGACUUUCGGCGAAGUCUACUAUUUGUUGCAGCACACGGAUGAUGUCGGCGAUAUUGCUGAAGGCCUAUACCUGUUCCUGAGCGAGAUCUACACGUUCUUCAAGAUCAGCGUGUUCUGGUGGAACAAGGCGGCCAUCUUGUCUCUCCUUCAGUACCUCCACUGCCCCGAGUUCCGUGCGACGGAGCCCGAGCACCGGCCCGCGCUGCGCCGCCGCGUGGCCGCCGCGCGGUUUGUCAUGACGUACUACUCUACCAUGUGCGUCGGCGCUGUUUCUGUGGGUAUAAUAAUGCCUAUGACUGAAAACUUUGAAGUUUUGCCGACCAACGUGGAAUAUCCAUACAUCGAUGUGUACCGCUCUCCCAUUUAUUGGAUUAUGUAUUUACACCAUGUGUACUACAAGCCGGCGGUGUGCAUCAUCGACGGGGUGAUGGACACCAUACUUGCUGCGUUCAUCGCCGCCGCUAUCGGCCAGAUAGAGAUCCUGGCGUUCAACCUUCAGAACUUCGACAUGCUGGCGGAGCGACGCCGGCGCCGCGACGCGGACGCGGGGAGGGGGGUGGCCGCGGGGAAGGGGGUGGACGCGGGGAAGGGGGCCGUGGCGCGCCCUGACGACUACUAUGUCAUGGCCGUACUCAAGGACUGCAUUAAGCAUCAUAACAGCAUUAUAAGCUACGUGGCGCUGAUCGAGCGCGCGUUCAGCCUGGCGUCGGUGCUGCAGCUGAUGCUGAGCGCCAUGGUGCUGUGUCUCGUCGGGGUGCAGUUCCUGUCGAUCGAGAACCCGGCGAGCCACCCGAUGCAGAUCAUGUGGAUGGUGAUCUACCUGUCGUGCAUGCUCAUCGAGGUGUUCAUCCUGUGCUGGUUCGGGGACGACCUCAUCUGGAAGAGCUCGUCGCUCCGCCAGGCCGCGUUCGACGGCCCGUGGCGGCGCUGCGGGCGGCGCGCGGCGCGCUGCGUGCUGCUGCUCAUGACGCGCUGCCAGCGCCCGCUCGCCGUCACUGCCGGCAAGAUCUUCCCGCUCUCGCUGCAAACAUACACUGUGUUGAUCAACUGGUCGUACAAGGCGUUUGCUGUUAUGAGCAACAUGAAAACGUGAAUUCUUCUAAGUUUACUAAGUAUUUUUGGAAAAAUAUUAUGCUGUGUAAACUAGGAAUUAGUUAAUGAACAUGCAAUUAAAU
Messenger RNA from Plutella xylostella (diamondback moth), 1714 nucleotides. RefSeq names its product olfactory receptor 44 (gene Or-44). The record is from RefSeq and is a predicted model, not a curated record. Gene Ontology annotation, biological process: sensory perception of smell; detection of chemical stimulus involved in sensory perception of smell. Gene Ontology annotation, molecular function: odorant binding; olfactory receptor activity. Gene Ontology annotation, cellular component: plasma membrane. NCBI's taxonomy places the organism in Eukaryota, Metazoa, Arthropoda, Insecta, Lepidoptera, Plutellidae.